GGACAUUCUCACCAUCAGUCAACUAUUGCUGUAUACCAAGCCAAACCAUAUUCAAUUCAAUUUGUUACACGGCACAGACGGCGAAUAUCCUCCACGCGCCGUCUUCGCCAUGACGCAAUCUCAUGAUCCCUUUCCCUACCCUCCCAUUGACCCCGUCAACUUCGAUCUCAUCAUCGUCGGCACUGGCCUAUCGGAAUCCGUUAUCGCCGCCGCCGCAUCUGCCCUCGGGAAAACCGUCCUCCACCUCGACCCUAACUCCUUCUACGGCAGUCACUUUGCCUCCCUCUCCCUUAACGAUCUCACUUCCUACCUCAAUUCUCCCAAUUCUCUCCCCGUAACCGCCACCCCACCUGGCGACUCCGACGACGUCGUCAUCGACCUGAUCCGGCAACCGCUGUGCUCCGACGCGGAAAUCGUCUCGUGCGCUUCCGACAAUGACGCGGCGUUUCUGCGCGAAAAUUCGAGAAAGUUCAGCGUCGAUUUGGGAGGACCGAGGGCGCUGUUCAGCGCGGACAAGAUGAUCGAUCUGUUGUUGAAGUCAGGUGCAGCACAGUAUUUGGAGUUCAAGGGAAUCGAUGUGAGCUUGGUGUAUGAAGCUAAUGCGGGUUUGGUGAACGUGCCGGAUUCGCGUGGAGCGAUUUUCAGAGACAAGAACCUUUCUCUGAAGGAGAAGAACCAGUUGAUGAGGUUCUUCAAGCUUGUUCAGCAGCACUUGGGUGAGAAUCAUGAGGAUGGAAAAAUUUCGGUGGAAGAUAUGGAGAGUCCGUUUGUUAGUUUCUUGGAGAAAAUGAAGUUGCCGCCUAAGAUUAAAGCGAUUCUUUUGUAUGCUAUAGCCAUGGUAGAUUACGAUCAAGACAAUAAUGAGGUUUGUAAAGAUUUACUUAAAACAAAAGAUGGAAUAGAUCGUUUAGCUCAAUACAGCUCAUCUGUUGGAAGGUUUCCAAGUGCACCUGGGGCUUUGCUUUAUCCUAUUUAUGGUGAAGGAGAACUACCACAAGCUUUUUGUCGCGGUGCUGCUGUAAAAGGUUGCAUUUAUGUUCUAAGAAUGCCAGUUAUUUCUCUGCUUAUGGAUAAGGUUACCGGGCUUUAUAAAGGUGUUAGAUUAGCUUCGGGUCAGGAUUUAUAUAGCCACCAACUAAUCCUGGAUCCAUCCUUGACAAUUCCAUCAGCGUUGUCUUUGUCUCCAAGAGAUUUUCCCUGUGAAAGGCUCCAAUUGUUGAAUCAGAGAGAUAUUAAAGGAAUGGUGGCUAGGGGAAUAUGCAUCACAAGGAGUUCCAUUAAGCCAGAUGUAACAAAUUGCUCGGUGGUGUAUCCUCCUAGAUCUUUGUAUCCUGAACAGGUGACAUCAAUCAAAGCUCUUCAGAUAGGAUCUAAUCUUGCUGUUUGUCCUGAGGGAACCUUUAUUUCAUACUUUUCCACUUUGUGCAAUGAUGCUGAUGAAGGAAAGAAGUUGCUAAAAGCAGCCAUGAAUGCUCUUCUUACACUGCCUGUAUCUGGAAGCUCUGAAAGUAUUCCCAUUGUUCAAAGUGAUAGUGAAGAUAUAAAACCCAUCGUGCUCUGGAGUGCAUUUUAUAUUCAGAAAUUAAUUACGAGUAAAUUUGAAUUUAUCAGCUCCACUCCUACACCGGAUGGAAGUCUGAACUACAAUGACCUUUUAGAUGCAACUGAGAAGCUUUUUGGUCAGAUGUACCCGGAAGAAGAAUUCUUUCCAAAGACCGCAGCACCUGAAGAUACUAUUGAUGAGGAUGAAAGUGGGUUAACUAUGGAGAGUUAAGCAAGGUCAAACUGGCUGAGCAUCUUUGUCAGAACUGCAGCACCCACCAGGAUAUGUGAGAAAGGAAGUUGUGAAAUAUAUGCGCAUGCCCCCAAGAAUUGAAGAUGCGAGUUAAAAUUGUUAACUGUGGAGGUAAAAGGAUACAGAUCCUAAGUUUUUUGGGUGAACAGAAACAAAAAAGGUCCUCAAGACAGGAAAAAAUGUAAUUACUGAUUCUGAAAUUUUUUGUCAAGCAUACAAACUGAUUUAGUGCUGUGUAUCCAUCCACUCAUGAGCUUUUGUUGGACAAAGUUGCCCCUUUGUUUAAGAUGAAGAACAGUGGAAGUUAAAGCUACGAGGCAGAAGUACAGCGCUCACAUUCCUGCAUCGUCGUCUGCAAUUUGUAUUUUAAAAACGAUUUGAUUGUAUAAUAUUGUGUGAAGUUAGGACGCAUUUGUUUGUUGCAACAGCAUCUAACAGAAAAAUUGUAGGCUGCCCGAACGCACUUAAUUUUGAAUAACACUUCCUCUUACUAUAAUUUAGACGCC
Molecule: messenger RNA, 2301 nt
Organism: Abrus precatorius (Indian licorice)
Lineage: Eukaryota; Viridiplantae; Streptophyta; Magnoliopsida; Fabales; Fabaceae
Product: rab escort protein 1
Exons: 9
Coding region: 110-1774 (554 amino acids)
Biological process (GO): small GTPase-mediated signal transduction; vesicle-mediated transport; protein geranylgeranylation
Cellular component (GO): nucleus; Rab-protein geranylgeranyltransferase complex; cytoplasm
Molecular function (GO): GDP-dissociation inhibitor activity
Source: RefSeq, a predicted model, not a curated record